This is a messenger RNA of Paramacrobiotus metropolitanus, 1457 nucleotides long. RefSeq lists its product as uncharacterized. NCBI's taxonomy places the organism in Eukaryota, Metazoa, Tardigrada, Eutardigrada, Parachela, Macrobiotidae. The record is from RefSeq and is a predicted model, not a curated record. Bases 83 to 745 code for a protein of 220 amino acids. The transcript has 9 exons.
CCGACACGGAAAUCCACAAGAAGGCGAAGCAGCCGGACGAUAAGCAAAGUGGCUGCCAAAACCGCUAACGUUUCAGGAGCGAAUGCGACAGAAUGGCGUUGUGCUGGGGAAUUUAGCAGAAAACCGUAGUGGUGGCCAUCAACCGAGCACGUCCACAGGGAUCACCAGCCUGGCAUCAAAGGAGCUCCCGUUGCCAGUGAAUCUGCGUGGAAACACACAGCUGCCACACGCUUUGCCGACAACUUCAACCAAUGAUCAUUCGAACCGGCCGCUGGAAGAGCCGUCUGCUUCAUAUACGGAAUUGAAACGUCGGAAAUUCGCGUGCAAAACUAUUUUAAAUAAUACAGCUGUUUUAAUUUUUCUAGGAAUGCAGCCACUGCAGUGUCCAGCGGCAGAUGUAUCUUUUGAUCGUAAAGUUGGAAAGUCGACUGACUUUUACAAUUUAUGGGACACAUUAAGCACUGAUGGUGCUUGGACAAGCCAGACUGAUUUAGUGGAAAAAAUUGCUUUCGAUGUUAAACAAGCGGAACUGGAUCGCGAUGCAUCAUUCGAAGUGUGGGAGAACGCUGCUGUCCAACAGCAAAAGGCGCAGGGAUUGUCGGAAGAGGAUUUAUACGUGGCAUCUGACACGGAGAUUUUUCGCGCCCUGGCCAUGGCGGAAAUUCCGGUGGUUGAAGAUGGGCCGACUCGCAACACCGCCAUCGUCACGUUUCCACAAGCCGCUUUGAUGGGAGCUCCUGUAUGAAAACCAUCUCGUAUAACACGUUUGCUUUUAAUUACAGCUGUGCAUAUUAGUGAUAUUACUGAUUUCUGAUUUUUAGCCGACGGGACUGCUAAUAGCUCAGAUGUGAAAGUGCCCACUGUACUCGUGAAGAACACAGCGGAUAUGCUGAAAAAGGAGUUCCAUGUUGUCCAGCUGCCGCAAAUUUCAGACAACGCCGAUUUGUUGGAGGAAGGGUUUCCAGUUAAAUUCAAAGAUCACCGUUGGAAAUGGCCAGAAAUAGGAGCUCCUGUUACGGCUGAUGAAGAAUACUAUAUUCCUCUGCGCACCUCAGAGCGGGAAUUUCAUCUAAAGAAUCCUCCGAGGGUGAAUCGUUCUGCAAUUACUCUGCGCGACCAGUUGUCUCCAUGGUUUUUCCAGUUGGGAGGUCCCGGAAAGAAACACCUGGACGUCGCCUUUCCUGCCGUUUUUGUGGACGAUGAUAGCCAUUUUUUAGAGGCUCAGUUUCUUAAUCGAAAGAUCACCGCAGAGAAGUUUUCGUGGUACUUGAUGUCGCGAAUGAUGGGAGGAGCUCCUGGCCUCAUUCGUUUGGCGACGCUGUACGAAAUGCACAAACAAACUGCCACUAACAAGCGGCAGUAUAACUUCUACGAAAGAGUUUUGGGAAUUGACUUCUUCCGUUCUGUUGACAAAAAGACUCGGGAUUUAAUUCGCGCUAUGGUGCCCACUAAUUCGG